AUGGGUAAAAGUUUUGCUGACUACCAUCUAGCUGCAGACACUUCGGCAGUUGUGCACUAUGAUCAGCUAACAAAGGAAAUUGAGUGUGAGAAAAGUAUUGAAGUUCUAGUAGAGGAUCUUCUUAUGUCUUUCAAGUUAAAUGUUGAACAACGGCAUGCCUAUGAUUUAAUUCUCCAGCCAGUUUUCUCUCCUCUUGGCCAAAGUUUUUUUAUUAAUGGUCCUGGAGAAACCGGUAAGACCUUCUUAUAUAGGUCCCUUCUUGCUACCUUGAGAUCCCAAGGACACAUUGCUAUUGUGGUUGCAACGUCAGGUGUUGCAGUCUCUAUUCUUCCAGGAGGAAGAACAGCCCACUCUAGGUUUAAAAUACCAUUAGAUUUUUCUAGAAAUAAAACUUGCCAGCUUAGUAAACAGGGCAGUAUUACAAGAUUACUUCUUCAAUCAAGGUUAAUCUUGUGGGACGAGGCUUCAAUGGCCAAACUAGAAACUCUUGAAGCCUUUGAUGAUUUGCUUAGAGAUAUAAUGGACUGUGACCUUCCAUUUGGAGGAAAAAAUAUACGAGCCAUCUUAGAUCCAGUAUUCUCAGAAUUCUUAUUGAGAAUAGGAGAAGGAAGAGAAGCUGUUGAUAGACAUGGUGAAAUAACUUUAUCUUCUGAGAUGGUCAUCCCUUAUACUAAAAAAGAAGAAUCUUUGAACAGGUUGCUCAAAUCAAUUUUUUCAGAUUUAAUGACCUAUUCAAAAGAUCCUUAUAGUAUGAUCAAUAGAUGUGUCUUUGUUCCAAAAAAUAGUUCAGUUGAUGAAAUAAAUGACGUGAUGAUCAAAAGAUUUUCUGGAAAUCUUCAUGUCUAUGUCAGUUCUGAUAGAACUGUUGAUCCACGCCAUCAAGGAGACUAUGAAGAUUUUUUAAAUUCUCAAAAUCCAAAAG
Molecule: messenger RNA, 922 nt
Organism: Coffea eugenioides
Lineage: Eukaryota; Viridiplantae; Streptophyta; Magnoliopsida; Gentianales; Rubiaceae
Product: ATP-dependent DNA helicase PIF2-like
Exons: 3
Biological process (GO): DNA repair; telomere maintenance
Molecular function (GO): DNA helicase activity
Source: RefSeq, a predicted model, not a curated record